AUGAUUUCAAAACAAUGGUUACUCCAUCAUAUUUCCAUAGAUAAUAAGUACCUUUUGUGUCUCUUCAUUUCCAAACCUCCAGCAUCUCCAAGUACCUCCCACUUUGGCCAUGUGGAGCUGACAGUCAUAGUCACCAUUCCAAUCUGUGUCCUGUCAUUAGCCAUAAUCCUCACGGUCUACACCUGUCAGAGGCGGUACGGCACCUACAGAAAGACAAGGCGCCAAUGUAUUGAGGAGCCCCUCACUGACUGUAACUUGGAUACUGAUGGGAAAUGCUUGAAGGAUCUCAUCUAUGAUAUGACUACAUCAGGAUCUGGUUCUGGGUUGCCUCUGCUUGUCCAGAGGACCAUUGCAAGGACAGUUAUCAUCCAAGAGUUAGUUGGCAAAGGCCGUUUUGGGGAAGUUUGGAGAGGAAAGUGGUGUGGAGAGGACGUCGCUGUGAAAAUCUUCUCCUCUCGAGAUGAAAGAUCCUGGUUUCGGGAAGCAGAGGUCUACCAGACGGUUAUGUUAAGACAUGAAAAUGUUCUUGGCUUUAUAGCAGCUGACAAUAAAGAUAAUGGCACAUGGACUCAGCUGUGGCUGAUAUCGGAGUACCAUGAACAAGGCUCCUUGUAUGAUUAUCUUAACCGGACAACAGUAACCAUUGGUGGAGUAAUGAAAAUGGCGUUAUCCAUUGUCAGUGGGCUGGCUCACCUUCACAUGGAAAUAGUUGGUACUAGAGGCAAACCAGCCAUUGCACAUCGGGAUCUCAAGUCUAAGAAUAUUUUAGUAAAGAAGAAUGAUACGUGCGCCAUUGCAGAUCUGGGGCUGGCUGUAAAACACGACUCAAUAACUAACACCAUAGACAUUCCACAAAAUCCAAGAGUCGGGACAAAAAGGUACAUGGCCCCAGAAUUAUUGGACGAUUCUAUAAAUAUGUAUCAUUUUGAGUCAUUCAAAUGUGCAGACAUCUACUCCCUGGGCCUUGUGUACUGGGAAAUUGCCAGGAGAUGCUCUGUAGGCGGUGUUGUGGAUGAAUACCAAUUGCCUUACUAUGAUAUGGUGCCUUCUGAUCCAUCAUUGGAGGACAUGAGAAAGGUUGUUUGUGAGCAGAAACUUCGACCCAACAUUCCAAACCAAUGGCAAAGCUUUGAGGCCCUUCGCCUGAUGGGGAGGAUAAUGCGUGAGUGUUGGUACGCCAAUGGCAAAGCUCGUUUGACAGCCCUACGUAUAAAGAAGACCCUCUCUCAGCUGUGUGUAGAUGAAGACUUUAAGCUGUAA
Molecule: messenger RNA, 1260 nt
Organism: Staurois parvus
Lineage: Eukaryota; Metazoa; Chordata; Amphibia; Anura; Ranidae
Source: the annotation of a GenBank genome assembly